AUGCUUGUUCUCCCAGCCGUUGUUGCUGCUUUAUCUAUUAUCUUUGCUGUACUCACAGUUGGAAUUAACUUCAAUCUUAUCCAUAGCAUAUUUAUUCGAAAAUCUCUGAAUAAAUCAAAAAGUUUGACACUUUUUUACCUCAGAUUUGUCAUUGAUGGUUUUUUAGGAUUACAAAACGCAAUUAUGUCCACUUUCAUUCUACUGAAAUUCUUGGAAGUCGAGUACGAUGAACCUGUCGAAUUUUUGUUUUGGAUUUCUUGGACUUCUAUGAAUUGUUUCAAUGUACGAGGGAUUCUGGUCAUUGUAAUUUCCCUUGAUAGGACGUUAGCAGUUUUCAUGCCAAUUAGCUACCAUAAUUUUCGGAGACGAAUUCGAAACUUUUAUCUGGCAAUUAUUCCAUUAAGUUGGCCGAUUGUCAAUAAUAUUGUUUUAUGGGGUGUUUGUCAGUUUCGAGUCAAUAUUCCCCCAGGAUGUGUGAUUUUCACAUGUCAAAUGAACCAAUGUUAUAUAAGUUAUGCAUUGAGUUUUGAAGUGGUAUCCCACGCAAUCAUUGCCUUAACAUCUCUCAUACUUGCCGUUAAGCUAUUCAUUUGGAAUCAUUGCACACAAAAAGGGCCAAAAAGUCGAGAUCUGGAAAGAGCCAAUUAUCUCGCACUAAUCGACACUCUAAUCAUCAUUAUUUUUGACAUUGUACCUGCUGGUUUUACUGUCAAGUUUCCAGCUCUUUCCGCACAAUUUGGUUCAUUAAUUUUGGUCUGUAAAAUGAGUGGGUACGCACUGGAAAGUUGGCUAGUACGCCGCGCACUCAAACGGACUAAUGAUAUCGUAUCAGUGUCGUAUGCGAACAACUCGUCAAUGAUAAAAUCAACUGGUCAAGCUUCAUCUAAUCAUCGUCAUCACCGUCACAUUAAUAAUCAUGCUUGGCAGUAG
This is a messenger RNA of Caenorhabditis briggsae, 930 nucleotides long. Lineage: Eukaryota; Metazoa; Nematoda; Chromadorea; Rhabditida; Rhabditidae. The transcript is spliced from 4 exons. The coding region runs from base 1 to 930 and encodes 309 amino acids. The record is from RefSeq and is a predicted model, not a curated record.